AAUGCUAAAGUAUUGUGUUACCAGGACAUCGUCAAGAAAUUUACAACCGACACUUUCAUCUCUUGAUGUUAAUGGAGAAAGUUUAGAUUUGUAUGGUUCUAUGUCCAGUAUUGCGUCUAGCUUCGUCACCAUGAGGAAGAAAAAGAUCGCACCACCACCACCAGGCUCUUUCAACGACUCCGAUCAUAGUUCCAUUACUUCAAGUCCUACCCCAAGUGCGCCCCACUCUCCUCGAAUGACGCCCCGCUCUCGUAAAACCAAGAAAGCACCACUUCCCCCAACGGCAUCAUCCUCAACACCUUUCAGUCAUAGUAAAGUUUCAGAGUAUUUUGAAUCUAACGUUUCUCCAUUAUCUGAAAAAGAUUAUCACCUUCCUCCUCCAGAAAUACGUAUAGGUGAUUAUGAGACUGAAAAGACAAAUAAAGACAAGGAAAAUAGAAACCGACAAAGUCAAAUAUACGAUACUUCCACAAACACGCCAACCAUUACGGACAAAAGUACCCAUGGGAAAUGGAAAAGGCGAAAAGGUCCAGCACCUGCUCGCCCUAUACCUCAACGAAGGCAAAUUAAGCCUUUACCUGUAGCAGAAAUUAGAAGGGAGCUGGAUUUCAUCGAAAUUCAACAGCAAGGACUUGAAAGACAAGGGGUGCGAUUGGAACAGAUCAUUCGAGAAAAAUGUGAAGGGCCAAACAGUGAUCCCGAAGGUAGCAUGUCUCCUGAAGUGGAGGAGUUGAUUUUGCAAUUGUUUGAAUUGGUCAACGAGAAAAACGAGUUGUUUAGAAAGCAAGCUGAAUUAAUGUAUUUACGAAGACAACAAAGACUAGAAGAAGAAUAUGCAGAUCUGGAGUACCAGAUACGAUGCUUAAUGUUGAAACCAGAAAUGAAUCAGACAGACAGUGAUAAAGCAAAGAAGGAGGAAGAACUUAUCAACAGGUUGUUAGAAGUAGUAGAAAGACGAAAUGAAAUAGUUGAAUGUUUAGAAAUGGAUCGAAUAAGAGAAGCCGAGGAAGAUACAAGCAUAACAAAUCAAAUGACUCUGUAUACCAGCAAAGUAAAAGACGAAGUUGUACCGUUAAAUGUAGAAGACAAUAAAAAGCAGUGGAAACAAAAAAUUAAGAAAAAACUGAAGCUAAGCAAGUCUCCUAAAGUUGACGCUGAUAAAGAUAUUGAUGAGUCAGAAUUGAGUUCGAAUUCUUUACCAUCAUCAAAAAAAGAGAAGAAGAAAAAAUUUAAUUUGUUUUAAAAAGUAAUGUACUGUUUUUAUUAUUAUAUGAACUCAGCCAUAUCAUUGUUAAUAUAUAAUAUCAUCUGUGUGA
Molecule: messenger RNA, 1316 nt
Organism: Agrilus planipennis (emerald ash borer)
Lineage: Eukaryota; Metazoa; Arthropoda; Insecta; Coleoptera; Buprestidae
Product: MICAL-like protein 1
Exons: 4
Coding region: 2-1243 (413 amino acids)
Source: RefSeq, a predicted model, not a curated record